Messenger RNA from Brassica napus (rape), 1278 nucleotides. RefSeq names its product protein GOLVEN 6-like. The record is from RefSeq and is a predicted model, not a curated record. NCBI's taxonomy places the organism in Eukaryota, Viridiplantae, Streptophyta, Magnoliopsida, Brassicales, Brassicaceae. The transcript is spliced from 4 exons. Bases 606 to 980 code for a protein of 124 amino acids.
AGUUGAUCACCGCGAGCUUCGACAUAUAUAGUUGAACCAAUUUUGGAAAACAAUACAUGAAAAUAAUGUACAUAUGAAUAAUGAAAGGUUCCAAACGAUGCUUCACUAUAAGCUCUUUCUAAACAAAUAUACGUAUAAUAUGAUAAUAUAUAGUAUGAAAAAGGUAAAUGGACAAUGGUAGAUAAUUAGAUAUAGAACUUGGGGGAUAUGUGCGAGUAAAGAGACAAAAAAAGACAGAAAGGCGAAGACUCGACAAAUUGGGUUUGAUGAAGUAUGAUGCCAAACUUGUGCUUGUCUCAAUACAGACAACCCCGAGAACGAGCCUCAAUGGCGUGAACCCCUUUUUAAACCUUGACAUAAUAAACUUUUUGAUUUUUUUAAUAAAAUAGUUUCUUCAACUUGUUUUGAAACUCUCACUUUUGUGUUUCGUGCUCUCUCUAUCUCAAAUACACACAUUAAUAUAUUAUACUAUAUAACAUAGUGGUAUGUAGAUAGACAUACAUAUGUGUAAGUUCAUUUUCUUUGAUAUAAAAGAAGAGGAGAAGAACCAAAAACAAAAAUAGCACAAACGAAAAACUUCUCAUAGCUAAAAUCACUUGAAGACAAUGAAGCUAAUUAGAGUCACCUUCUUGUUUUGUGCAUUGGCCUUUUUAUUGCUUAUAACUCCAACAUGUUCUCUACAACUCCAUCCUCGCUUCUCAUCUCCUAGCCAAGGUGUAAGCGAAAAGAUUGUUAUUGGAAUGGCGCCGCUACGGAAACUAAUGAUCAUCUCCAGUGAACAUGAAAAUGUGAUGAAGUCAGGUGCUCAGGAAAGUUCAAGCGAACAACCUCGAGUCACUUCUUCUUCUGGAAAAUCUAAGAAUGAAGAGAAGAGAUUAGGUGAAGAAGAAGAGGAGAAAGCUCUAUCGAAAUAUCUAUCGAUGGAUUAUCCAAGGUUUAGAAGAAGACGGCCAGUUCACAACAAGUCUCUACGUCCAUGAUUUUUUUUUGGGUUCAAUACAACUAUUAGUUUAAGCAGAUUAAUCAAUUAACUAAGAUUAAGUUAGGAUGGAUGGCUAAUAAGUGGUUGGUAUAAGAAGUUUUGGCGAUAUUAUUGUAAUUAACGGAAUGUGUUCGUGUUAAUUCUUUUUAUAUUAUGGUAAUGGCCGACAAGAAUUAAGCAAAACCCUAAGUCUCUGGUUUGGGGUUUGAGCUUACCUGCUCUUCGUUUCACGCACUGUAACAUGAUGGCUGGUUUGGUUGUAUUUUUUUAUGUUAUAUUGCAAGAGAAACACGAUG